This is a messenger RNA of Ceutorhynchus assimilis (cabbage seed weevil), 4204 nucleotides long. The record is from the annotation of a GenBank genome assembly. NCBI's taxonomy places the organism in Eukaryota, Metazoa, Arthropoda, Insecta, Coleoptera, Curculionidae.
UUAUGUUGGUAUUUACAUUUUCAUUUUUUUAAAUUUGCAUAUUUGGAAAUUUGCAGUUUUCGUAUUUGUGUAAAAAAAAUGGAUAAAAUGGAUGAAGUAGAGAAGUUGGAAUAUUUAUCUUUAGUGUCAAAAAUAUGUACAGAAUUGGAAAAUCAUUUGGGGGCCAGUGACAAAGAUUUAGCUGAAUUUAUCAUACAUUUAUCAGAGAAAAACAACACCAAUGAUUCAUUCAAGAAAGCCCUCAUUGAAGCUGGUGCAGAAUUCGCAGAUUCAUUUAUAUCCAAUUUGUUGAGAAUAAUACAGCAUAUGAGACCUAGAAAAGACCAGUCAAAGGAUGAAAUUGUUCAAGAGGAAAAAAGUGAACUUGCACAGAAAUUUCCAGGUUUAGCUAUACCAAAUGAGCCUCAGAAACCUUUGGGUGAUGAUGAAAAUAUUGAUUCAAAAUUAGAAAAUUCUAAUAAAGCUAAAAAACAGGAUAAUGAUGUUGUAGCAGAUCUUAUGGCACAAUUUGAAGCUGAGGCACCAUCUGCUAGUACCAAUUCCAAAACUGAAAAAUCAAGAAAAAGGUCUAGAUCAAGAAACCGAUCCAGAUCAAAGAACAGAUCCAGAUCUAGGGAACGUAGGCGCGACAGAUCUCGUGAUGACAAAAAAGGUAGAUACAGGGACAGGUCAAGGGAUCGUCAUCGAGAAAGAGAUCGUGACCGUGAGCGUGAUACUGAAAGAAGAAGAGAAAGGCACAGAAGCAGAUCUAGGGAGAGACGAAGAUCAAGAGACAGAAGGGACAGAAGUCGGUCUAGAAGUAGAACCAGGAGAGGCAGAGAGGAUGAUUUUGAUAAAAAAAAUAAAUUUGAUAAGGGUAGUGUGGAACUUGACGAAGAUCCCGUGGUAGGCAAAGUUUACAACGCUAAAGUAGCAAAUAUUGUCCCUUUUGGUUGUUUUGUGCAACUUGAAGGCUUGAAACGUAGAUGGGAAGGACUAGUUCACAUUUCCCAAUUGAGGGGUGAAGGUCGAGUCACGCAGGUGUCAGAAGUUGUUUCUCGGGGGAAUAAAGUGAAGGUAAAAGUUUUAUCAGUUACUGGACAAAAGGUAUCUUUGUCUAUGAAAGAUGUUGAUCAAUUGACUGGAAAAGAUCUAAAUCCGUUGCACGCUCCACAAGAAAGAGAAGACAAAGACAGAAAUCCAGACCGGCCAACUUAUAAUAGCACAUCAGUUCUCAAACUUGCUCUGCCUUUGGAGGAAAAUGAAGACGGUACUAGAAAGAGGGUUACACGAAUAUCGAGUCCAGAAAGAUGGGAAAUCAAUCAGAUGAUUGCCUCUGGAAGUAUCGACAAAAGCGAACUGCCAGACUUUGAUGAUGAAACCGGUCUUUUACCGAAAGAUGAAGAGGAUGGGGAAGCAGAUAUUGAAAUUGAACUUGUAGAAGAUGAGCCUCCUUUUCUUCACGGCCACGGACGGGCCUUAAAUGAUUUAAGUCCUGUGAGAAUUGUGAAAAAUCCUGAUGGAUCGUUAGCUCAGGCUGCAAUGAUGCAGUCGGCUUUGGCGAAAGAACGAAGAGAACACAAGAUGCUUCAAAGGGAGGCCGAAGUGGAUUCACAGCCGUCUGGAAAAAGCAAAUCAUGGAUUGAUCCACUACCUGAUGAGGAAAAUAAACCAGCAGCACCUAGAGGUAUAGGUUUACAAUCUCAAGACUUACCCGAAUGGAAGAAGCAUGUAAUUGGUGGUAAAAAAUCUUCAUUUGGUAAAAAGACAAAUCUCACUAUUCUAGAACAAAGAAAAUCGCUGCCUAUCUAUAAACUAAAAGAAGAAUUACGCAAGGCCGUCACAGAUAACCAAAUUCUAAUCGUUAUCGGAGAAACGGGUUCAGGAAAAACCACCCAAAUUACACAAUAUUUGGCCGAGGAGGGUUUCACAGCUAGAGGAAGAAUCGGAUGUACUCAACCUCGUCGUGUAGCCGCUAUGUCAGUGGCUAAAAGAGUUGCAGAAGAAUACGGUUGCAGGUUAGGACAAGAAGUUGGAUAUACCAUUCGAUUCGAAGAUUGUACCAGUCCUGAAACUAUUAUAAAGUACAUGACUGACGGUAUGUUACUCCGUGAAUGCCUGAUGGAUUUAGACCUCAAAGGAUAUUCAGUCAUUAUGUUGGAUGAAGCUCACGAAAGAACUAUUCACACUGACGUUCUAUUCGGCCUUCUAAAACAAGCAGUUACCAAACGGUCCGAACUCAAACUUAUAGUCACUUCUGCUACUUUGGAUGCUGUAAAGUUUUCUCAAUAUUUCUUUGAAGCUCCUAUUUUUACAAUACCAGGAAGGACGUUUCCUGUCGAAGUUUUAUAUACAAAAGAGCCUGAGACUGACUAUUUAGAUGCCAGUUUGAUAACAGUAAUGCAAAUACAUCUUAGAGAACCUCCAGGAGAUAUUUUGCUCUUUUUAACUGGUCAAGAAGAAAUCGAUACUGCUUGUGAGAUAUUAUAUGAAAGAAUGAAGUCCUUAGGUCCCGAAGUUCCUGAACUUAUUAUUCUGCCCGUUUACUCUGCACUCCCAUCAGAAAUGCAGACCCGUAUUUUUGAGCCAGCGCCACCUGGUAGCCGAAAAGUCGUAAUAGCAACUAAUAUUGCAGAAACCUCUUUGACAAUUGACGGAAUUUUUUAUGUAGUAGACCCUGGAUUUGUUAAGCAAAAAGUUUAUAAUUCAAAGACGGGUAUGGAUUCGUUGGUAGUUACUCCUAUAUCUCAGGCACAGGCAAAACAGCGAGCUGGCAGAGCAGGUCGUACAGGUCCCGGAAAAACUUACAGACUGUAUACAGAGCGCGCAUAUAGAGAUGAAAUGUUGCCUACUCCAGUGCCAGAAAUUCAACGAACAAAUUUGGCAACGACGGUGCUUCAGUUGAAAACUAUGGGUAUAAAUGAUUUACUUCACUUCGAUUUCAUGGACGCUCCACCUGUAGAAUCACUUAUCAUGGCAUUGGAGCAAUUGCAUUCACUUUCAGCACUUGAUGACGAAGGUUUACUUACAAGACUUGGGAGAAGGAUGGCAGAAUUUCCUCUAGAACCAAACUUGUCGAAAAUGCUAAUCAUGUCAGUAGCUCUUCAAUGUUCCGACGAAAUCCUAACUAUUGUCAGCAUGCUAUCAGUACAAAACGUGUUCUACAGGCCCAAAGACAAACAAGCAGUCGCCGAUCAGAAAAAGGCGAAAUUUAACCAACCAGAAGGUGACCAUUUGACUUUAUUAGCUGUCUACAAUAGCUGGAAAAAUAAUAAAUUCUCAAAUGCCUGGUGCUACGAAAACUUCGUUCAAAUUAGAACUCUAAAAAGGGCGCAGGAUGUUAGAAAACAAUUACUUGGUAUCAUGGACAGGCAUAAAUUGGACGUAGUUUCUGCCGAGAAAAACACGGUCCGAGUUCAGAAGGCGGUAUGUUCGGGAUUUUUCAGAAACGCUGGUAAAAAGGAUCCGCAAGAAGGAUAUCGUACUUUGGUUGACAGUCAAGUUGUUUAUAUUCAUCCGUCUAGUGCUCUCUUCAAUCGACAACCAGAGUGGGUUAUUUACCAUGAACUGGUAUGUACCACUAAAGAAUACAUGAGAGAAGUGACUACAAUCGAUCCUAAAUGGUUAGUGGAAUUUGCUCCUGCGUUCUUCAAAUUUUCGGAUCCUACGAAACUGAGCAAAUUCAAAAAGAACCAACGUUUGGAACCGCUUUAUAAUAAAUAUGAAGAACCAAACGCUUGGAGGAUUUCCAGAGUCAGAAGACGACGGAAUUAGAUUAGUGAUAAAAAUACUGCAAAUGUCAGUAGUUGUGUAUUAUUUGUAGGUAUAAAUUAUUAUAAUAAUGAUAAUGAUAUAAAUUACUUUUUUGCAAUUUUUCAAGAAUUAGAAUAGGCAGUGUUGAAGUAAAACUGCCUAUUUUAACCAGAAAAGAACCUGGAAGUUAAUAUAAAACUUAGAAGUAAUAAUAAAAAAACAUGCAAAACUAGAAAAUUCAUUUUAAGGCGAUGAGGGUAACAAUUUCAAAAAAAGUUAAAAACCAGGUUGCCAAAUGUUAGUAUUUGUAUAAAGUUUUAAUAAAACAAUUUAUACUGAGCGAAUAUUGACUAUUUAUAAUAUUUUAUUUACAAAAUAAACAUAAGUUAGGUUUCUAGCAGAUAUGUGUCAAUUUUUUUAAGUUGUUUCCGUUGUUUUCUUCUAAUAUUUUGUAAUAUAAUUUACCUAUGAG